AUGGCUUCCACUCCGAGCAGCAGCAGCAGCGCACCCGCUGCAGAAGAACCCAAACCCUCCACCACCACUGCCAACACCAAAGCAAAAAAGUCGUUCCGCUCCUUCAUCUGGGACACCGACACGCACCUGAAAAGCCAUGCAGAGCGCGUUCUGCUGCGCAAGCUAGACUGGGCGAUCUUGAGCAUCGGAUGCCUAGGCUUCUUCCUCAAGUACCUCGACCAGGGCAACCUGGCCAACGCGUACGUGUCGGGCAUGCAGGAGGACCUGCGCAUGUGGGGCAACGAGUACACGUACGCCGGCACCGCCUACACCUGCGCCUACGCCGUCAUGCAGAUCCCCUCGACCCUCGUCAUCCAGCGCAUCCGCCCUUCCUACUGGCUCGCCGCCAUGGAGGUCGCCUGGGGCGCCUUCACCUUCGCCCAGGCGGGCCUGAGGAAUUCGGCGCAGUUGUAUGUGUUCAGGUUUUUCGUGGGGUUCUUUGAGAGCUCGUUUUUUCCGUGCUUGUUGUAUGUGUUGGGGAGUUGGUAUACGAAGACGGAGCUGGCGAAGAGGGUGGCCAUUUUUCAUAUGACGGCGCCGUUGGGGAGUGCGUUUGGCGGGUAUUUGCAGGCGGCUGUGUAUAAGAAUUUGGAUGGGGUGCACGGGUUGGCGGGGUGGAGGUGGUUGUAUAUCGUGUGUGGUUGUAUGACGGUUCCUGUUGGUUUGGCCACCUUUUUCAUCCUUCCCGAUACGCCGUACACCACCCGCGCCUGGUUUUUGACGGAAGAAGAGUGCGAACUGUCAGUCGAAAGAGUCAGGAAAGCGGGAAAAGCAGCGCCAGUCAAGAUCACGUUGAAUACAUUUGUCCGUAUUCUGUCGCGGUGGAGGUGGUAUGCCUUCGUGCUCGGAUACGUGCUGUAUGGCUCGUCAUGCCAGGCCAGCAGCUACUUCGGCAUCUGGUUGAAAUCAGAACACUACUCUGUUGUCGACAGGAACAUCAUCCCGACUGGCACGAACCUCAUCUCGGCUACUUGCGUGGUGCUCUGGGGGUUCUUAUCCGACUACACUGGUAGCCGUUUCGCAUUCGUUGUGGGACCUUUGACGUACGGCCUCAUUCCCAAUGGCAUUCUGGCUUUUUGGCCAUCGAGCAUCCAAGUCAAGGAAUUUGCCUUCCUGACUUGUGGAGUGCAGUUGAUGACGGCGGUAUUUUACACGUGGGCAAAUGAAAUUUGCGCGGGAGAUAACGAAGAACGAGCGCUGGUCAUCAGCAGCAUGAACGGCAUGCAGUAUGCCGUAGCGGCUUGGCUACCCAUUGUCAUUUUCCCGCAGACCAUGGCGCCGGAUUUCCGGUACGGUUUCCCCGCAACUUUCGGAUUUGUGAUAGCCGGCAUUAUUGUUAUCAUUGGAAUUCAACUGCUGGCGCUGCAGGAGCAACGGAGGGCCAAGGCACCGUCGAGCUUGGAGCAAGGGUCGACGAAUGGGGAAGAGGCGGAAGAGACCGAAGGUGGUGUCAAGGGGGUGGUGGAGGUGCCAAAACAAUGA
Messenger RNA from Lasiodiplodia theobromae, 1521 nucleotides. Its product is annotated as MFS transporter. Gene Ontology annotation, molecular function: transmembrane transporter activity. The transcript has 6 exons. The coding region runs from base 1 to 1521 and encodes 506 amino acids. NCBI's taxonomy places the organism in Eukaryota, Fungi, Ascomycota, Dothideomycetes, Botryosphaeriales, Botryosphaeriaceae. Gene Ontology annotation, biological process: transmembrane transport. Gene Ontology annotation, cellular component: membrane. The record is from RefSeq and is a predicted model, not a curated record.